GAGAAAGAGGGAAUCAACAGAAGAAAGGCGAAGUCUUCAUUAGAUAGGGAAGGAAAAGCGAAGAAGAGAAAGGCAAAGAAGGUCUGUUUAGCAACCGUCGGUGCGAGGCUCCUCCUGGCCUUGAAAGUGGGCUGAUCAAUCAACUUCCGUUGGGAGGCCGCAGAACUGAACUGGGAAAGGGUGGCAGCGGGGUGUGUUAAGGACGGAACGAGCGAGUGGGCGGCAGGAAGAAGCACCAAAGUCAUUCAGGCUUGUCUCACCGAGAGACGGCAGAGGUGGGACUGGCAGGGCGGGGCCUGGGUCGGCUCCAGAGCCAUAAAUAGGGCCCAUCCGGCUCUUCGCCCGUAAGACCGCACAGUAUUCCUAACAGCGGCGGCGCAUCGCAGAGCGGGCGGGCGAGCGGGCGAGGCGAGAGACCCCGGGUGGAAGGAAGGCGAGCGUCGUCUUGGCCUUGGCUCAUCCCCCAGCCGGGCGUGGCGCUGCGGAGGCUCCGGAAGCAGCGUUAGCGGGCAGCGAGCGUCGGCCGGGCAGCUGCAGGAUGAAGGGGCCGGUGGCGGCACCCGUGGCGGCGUCGGAGGUGAUCCGCGAGGGCGAGCUGGAGAAGCGGAGCGACAGCCUCUUCCAGCUGUGGAAGAAGAAGCUGGUAGUGCUGAGCAAGGACAGCCUGAGCCUCUUCUCGCCCGAGGGCGGCGGCGGCAAGGCCCGCGCCAAGGAGCUGCGCUUCGGCUCCAUCCAGAAGGUGGACUGCGUGGAGCGGACCGGCAAGUACGUCUACUUCACCGUCGUCACGACGGACCGCAAGGAGAUCGACUUUCGGUGCCCGGGCGAGAGCUGCUGGAACGCCUCCAUCACCAUGGCCCUCAUCGACUUCCAGAACAAGCGCGCCAUCCAGGACUUCAAGAGCCGGCAGGAGGCCGCCGAGCAGGCGGCCGCCACCACCCGCGACAGGCGCCUCGCCCGGGCCCCCUGACCCACGCCGCCCCGGAAUCCCGCCGGCGGCCCGGCCCGGCCCUAACCUACCAAAGCAGACUGUACCUCUGGAUAACAAACAUGUUCAGUUCUCUUGGACUGAACCAGAACAGGAGGACACCAAUGAAGGAAAGCAAAGAAGGAUGCUAGAAAUACCUGGUUUCUUCCAGGUCUAAUGAGGUGGCUGAGCAAAAAGGCCAACCUGUUCCCUCAGAGGCAUUUACAAACCAAAGACUUUAUUAUUAUUAUUGUUAUUAUUAUUAUUAUUGAAGAAAAGACAAGGCAAAGUAUGGCUGCAUGUGCAGGAUGCCUAGUAGCUUUGCAAAAUGUUGGGGAUUUUUUCUAUUUAUGAGAUGCAAAGAAUAUGCAAUACCUGCUGAUGCAAAACCAAUUUAAAUUAUUUGUAAUAUCUGUAUUUGUAUUUAUUUUGAUACAUAUCCUUAAGCACGUUUGUCUUAAAAUUGCUUCUGUCAUUUAAAUGUGUCCAUUCCAAAUUAAAUGCUUUUUUUAUUACUACA
Rhineura floridana is the source of this 1487-nucleotide messenger RNA. Its product is annotated as pleckstrin homology-like domain family A member 2. The transcript is spliced from 2 exons. Lineage: Eukaryota; Metazoa; Chordata; Lepidosauria; Squamata; Rhineuridae. The record is from RefSeq and is a predicted model, not a curated record. Gene Ontology annotation, molecular function: phosphatidylinositol phosphate binding. Gene Ontology annotation, biological process: positive regulation of apoptotic process. Bases 539 to 970 code for a protein of 143 amino acids.